GCGGGGGCUGGCUAAGUGAGGCCCGGAGCCGCAGCAUCCUCGAGAGUUCGUCGACCGCUGCCACUUUGAUUGCUCCACUGUACAGCAUCAGGACUGAUUUUCCACGAAUCCGCGUUUAUUCAACGAUUGGCCUUGGAUUCAUUUCACAGUCAAUUACUCUUUCAUAUUCACCAUCCGGAUCCGAUUACCCAUUUACCAUCCACCCUCUCCGUUCCCACCAAACAGCUUGAACGAUGGCCAACGUCAACUUCCGCCGUAUCAACAUCGACAUUCUUGAGCCCGAGAACAACAUCGCGCCAGAAGAGCUCGUGCCGCCGAGCAUAGCGAAUCUGCCGCCGGCGAGCGUGGCCGAGAUCCAGUCGUUCGGACAGUCUGUCCGCGCUGCGUUGUCGAGAGGUGAUCAUGCUGAUGCGCUGGCGGCUGCGCUCGGAAACCCGCCUUAUACCAGUAGCGAGGAGGUUAAGGCCAUCCACCUCACCACGAUCCUCGAGAUCCUCUCCACAGUAAAAUCGACAGACAUAAGCAAAAUAGUCGAGAAGCUUUCCUCCGAAGACCGCGACACGCUCAUCAAGUAUCUCUACAAGGGCAUGGGCGUGCCUGAGUCGCACGGAAUCUCGGGCGUCUUGCUGGCGUGGCAUGAGAAGGUCAUUGAGGUUUCCGGACAAGGUGCGAUCGUCCGCUUCCUAUCAGACAGAAGAAUGGUAUGAGAAAAGUUCGAGCUAGGCUUUGGUGGAGUAUUUGUGUGUGCUGUGAUGGGUUUAGAUUUUGAUUUUGUAAACUUGACUUGAAAUUUGAGAUAUUACUAUCUGAUUGCUGCUCCAUGAUCAUG
This is a messenger RNA of Myxozyma melibiosi, 829 nucleotides long. RefSeq names its product actin-related protein 2/3 complex subunit 5. Gene Ontology annotation, biological process: regulation of actin filament polymerization; Arp2/3 complex-mediated actin nucleation. Lineage: Eukaryota; Fungi; Ascomycota; Lipomycetes; Lipomycetales; Lipomycetaceae. Gene Ontology annotation, molecular function: actin filament binding. The transcript is spliced from 3 exons. The record is from RefSeq and is a predicted model, not a curated record. Gene Ontology annotation, cellular component: actin cytoskeleton; cytoplasm; Arp2/3 protein complex. The coding region runs from base 234 to 707 and encodes 157 amino acids.